AUCAUUUGGGAGAUAACCUUUUUGCUUUGAUAUGGUAAAAGACCAGGUGGAUGAUCUUUUUCUCAACCUAUGUAAUCGGUUUGAAGAAAUGCCUAGGAGAGAGAUAAAUUCGUAGACAGCUCCAUAUUUGUGUGGUGUAUGGUGUCAAGAAAACGGGGGUCUUUGGUAAAGGAUUUUAUCUUGCUGUCUGUCCUGCUGGCGGCGCCAACGCAGAACAGGUGCACUGCUUUUGUGUGCUCCUGCUAUGCACCGUCAAGGAAUUUUAUUGACGGAGGUGGAGAGAAGGAGGACGGCGUGGUGGAAGAAGCGUGUAAUAAUGAAAUACAAGGCCAAGAUAGGAGCAAUAUCAAUGGUGAUGGCUGCAGCAGUACUGUUGGAGUGAGGAAGAGUAAUCUUAAGAAAACAGAAACAGCGUUAAUGUUAGAGGAGAAUCCAGCAAAGACAACAGAAAGGAGGAAAGUGAGCUGGCCGGAUGCCCAUGGCAAAGAUAUUGCUCAUGUUCAGGAGUUUGAGCCCAGCGUUUCAGAAGAUGGAGAGAUCGACGGAGUAAGGAACUCUUGCGUCUGUGCAAUUCAGUGAAUAUCAAAAAUAUUUCAGAAGCCUGAAGUAACAUGUGGGUGAGAACAAUUGGUUGUAGUCAAGGCCUCAAAUCCCAACUCAGUGUAGAACUAAAGCAGGAAUGGCUUUGAGAAAGGGAAAAAAACGAUCUAAACCAUUCAAACAAAAGUCCCAAUCUGGAUGAUGUCUUCCCACAGGGAUUGGCGGACAGAAUUUGGCCUGGGAUUUAAAAAGAUGGGUGUCACCCCCCAGAUUCUACAUUCAGAAGGACCUGGACCAGAAUUUUUCACUCAGUUAUCCACAUUUGUAGUACGUGUGAUUGGAUUGCCGUUGGACUAGCUCAGGGGCUUGUAUUUAUGCUGUUGGAAUUGUGAUUCCAAGUAAUUUUAGUUGAACAUAAAUAGACUAUUGUUUUUUUU
Rubroshorea leprosula is the source of this 977-nucleotide messenger RNA. The record is from the annotation of a GenBank genome assembly. NCBI's taxonomy places the organism in Eukaryota, Viridiplantae, Streptophyta, Magnoliopsida, Malvales, Dipterocarpaceae.